GAUGCCGUCGUCGCCGCCAAGUCGACGGAGUGCUGCCACUCGCGGAGUGCCACGGACCGAAUGUGUAUCGGGCUUUGGGCGCGGGUGCGCGGGGGGUAGUUUCGAGUGCGGCCUGGCCAAGUCCACGGGGAUGUUCGGCUUGCGAGUCGAUUGUCACUGAGUCGACAGAUCCCGGUGUUCCCUUCGAAAGAGGAGGAUUUAUCCGCUCGAGGAACGUGGAAUUAUUUAUGAAUGGAUGGCGGUUCGACGGAGGACGCGGGAGCUGGACCGUUUGCGGGCCUGGGAGGUCUGGAAAGAUGGCGGACUCAUUCGCGAAUCGCUGCCUGGUGCCUCGUGCUCUGUGGCUCCAUGUUACUAAACGCCACCCUCCUCGUGGCCUUCAUCAGGAGGCCAGGAUUAAGAACCAUAUCCAACAGAUUCGUGAUGAACCUGAUCGCUUCGAAUUUGCUGGCCGUAAUUGUGCUCGCGGCUCUCCUAAUAAUGGAAAGUCGGGGCGGAGCGACGAGCCUGUGCGGACCGUCGGAGGGCGCCACGGCCCUCGUCACCACCUCCUCGAUCCUCUCGGUCCUGCUAAUCGGCGUCGACCAAUAUCUCGCGAUCGUCGACCCCUUACGCUACCGGGCACGCAUCGACAAACUGCGCUGUGGUCUGCUGAUCCUGGCUUCCUGGCUCGUGGCCCUAGGCUUCGGAGCGAUCGCGAGCCUCAAUCCCCAGCCACGGAGUCUCUGGCGUCUCUGCAGGCCAUCGGACGACGAGGACGACAUUGGUGGUGACGAUGAGGAAGCCUCGGCCGAGCUCAGCGUCCAGGAGAGUCUCGUGCUCGAUGGUAACGUUACCGAGAGCGCGGACCUCGAGAUACUCGGGGAGAUUAGUUUGCGCCGCGCGAGCGCCACCUACGGCCGUAUCUACGCUCUCACCUACGCCCUCCUCGGCUACCUGGCGCCCUUCCUCGCCAUCGUCUGGAUUUACUUCAGCAUCUACAGGGCGGCGAGAAACAACAGCGAGAGAACGAGGCGCACCGGCUCGCGGCCCGUCCUCUCCUCGGGGAGCUUCUGCGAGGAGGCACCCCCGCCGCCUCCGGCUUUCCUCUACCCCUUCGACGACUCGAGGCGCGUGCCCAAAAUAUCAUCGCUCUCGUCCAUCGACGAGAGCGUCGAGGCCAACGCGACCAGCGGCCUCAUCGAGUCUCAGGCCUCGAAGGUCGUCGAGACUGCCCAGACGGUCGUAUUCACCGUCGGCGUGGCAACGCACUGCCACAACGAGGACGGGGACGCCUACGAGGACGCCGACGAUAAUACCAAAGAAAGCACCGAGUCCACAGUUCCUAUAAUAGCGCCCGUGCCCGAGGAGGACUUUCUCGCGGGCUCGGCCGAACAUCAGCAGGAGUCCACGUACGGCCGGAUGAUGCUCGGCUGCGAGAAGCAUCCCUACGAGUACGAGGACGAGCUCGAGGACUCGAGUGAAGAGGAAGAGGAAGCGGUCAGUAAGGGUAACGUAGAGCGGCCGCUCGGACCCACGGCUGGGGCGGCCCUUAGCGUCAACUUUGAUUUGGAGGAGAAGCAUCGGGAGCCGUCGGGCCCGCGGCCCCCGAUAGUUACGGUGACGCCACCGGCUCUGCGGCCGACGGCACCGCUACAUAGGCUCACCAGCUUAAAGACCGGCCACAGCUACAUCGAGCACCUGCGCUACAGAAUCAGCAAUGGCUCGCUGUUUAAGUACCGGGAGGAGACGCGGGCCGCCCGCAUAAGCGCCCUCGUCAUCGUCAUGGGUCUGAUCUGCUGGACGCCGUACGUGUGCAUGCUGGUAUUGCGCAACCUCGUCGAGCCCAGCGAGGACAGUGAGGAUAAGCCGAUGGACGACAUCGGGCCGAGCCUCGACGCCGGUGCCCUCGGCUUCCUCGUCUUAGCUACCUACGUCAGUCCGCUACUCUUCGGCUAUAGGUCGCGACGCGUUAAGAGGGAGUUGCGCAAAUUCUUCUGCUUCAAGCGCGAGCUCUCCUACAGGAAUAACCGAAGCCUAAUGGCGAAGAAGGUGCUUCGACGGCGACACAGCGGCGUCACGAUGCUCGGCCAGAUGGGUCUCGGCGGGGACUCCACCCUCGACAACACGCGCUACAAUAUUCUCAAUUGUAUGUACGGGAGGGUGAAGUGGCCCAAGGACAAAGUGCACUUUGUCCAGGUGCCGGACACGGCCUUGGCUGUGGAAACUUGUAGGAGCAGCUUCAGCAGCGGGGCCAGUACCCAGAUAUCCAGCACGUCAACCGACGAGUGUUGAGUGCUAAAUUGAGAGAGGAUUUGCCAAGUGUUCCUAGCUAAGGGAACGUCUAUCCCAGUAGUGGAGGCUGAACGUUUCAGCGCAAAAGGACUUGGGAUAGUUAGUUAGACUCGGCGAUUGGGCGCGAGGAAGGGGAAGUGAAUUUGAUCAUCGUGCGCGAGAUGGAAGAAAGAAAUCGGUAUCGAUCGAGUGCGCUAGUCUUUCUCUUGUAUCAAUUGUAUUCUAAGGUGAGAUGCUGUUCGGUGGGGCAGGUUUCACGCGCUUGGCAAUUUAUUAAAUGAAGGAACUCUCGUUUAUGCCAUCUUAGCUGUUUAAUCAUUUUUAAAACUUUUGUGUUCCUACAAAAAUGCAGUUUUCGUUUACUUUUUGUAUAUGGGAUAUAACAUUCCUUGUACAUAAGAGUAUUGAUUUGGGUAAAAAUGCUCAUUGGACUUGAGGACUUUCAGGACCCGUUUUUAAAGUCCUAGGAAAUAUCAUUAGGUAAACGUAAGAGCUUAUAAGUAGUGCUACGCGAUAAUGUAUGGUAAUUGAAAGAGUCGAUGUGUCGAUUUAAAACAGGGUAACGUAUUAGUAUCCUAUUGAUCUGGAUAAACUUCGAAUGGUGAGAAAGUUGGGAGGCAAACGUAGAUGAACAAAUCGAGGCGGUAUUUUUAAACUCAAAACAAAAUUCACCAAAGACAUUUUUGACUGUUUGCAAAAAUUUACAACAAUGUUAAAUCACCAAUCGAUCUAAUCUAAUAAUAAUGUCUUGAA
Ceratosolen solmsi marchali is the source of this 3027-nucleotide messenger RNA. RefSeq lists its product as uncharacterized. Gene Ontology annotation, cellular component: membrane. The transcript is spliced from 3 exons. The coding region runs from base 232 to 2274 and encodes 680 amino acids. Gene Ontology annotation, molecular function: G protein-coupled receptor activity. The record is from RefSeq and is a predicted model, not a curated record. NCBI's taxonomy places the organism in Eukaryota, Metazoa, Arthropoda, Insecta, Hymenoptera, Agaonidae. Gene Ontology annotation, biological process: G protein-coupled receptor signaling pathway.